AUGUCGCUGUACCUUGCGCCGGCAGGCGAGGCCGACGCCGACCGCUUCGCCGCCAUCGAACAGGCCGCCCUCCCCAACGACGCCACCAGCGCGGUGCUCUUUCCCGGGCCGUUCCCCGAGGGCGGGAUAUCACGCGGCGACCAGCUGCGCGAGCACCUCCUCAGCGACCCCGACUGCCACUGGGUCAAGGUUGUCGACCGCGACCUCGAGGCGGCGGGACGCGGCGACGAGGCUACCGUCGCCUUUGCCGUGUGGUACUUUUGGCCCGCGCGGGGCAAGCCGCUGCCCACGUCCGCAUGGGGCCCCGGGACCAACGCCGAGGCGUGCAAGCUCUACUUUGGCGGGCUCGACCGGCGGUGGGAGGAGGAUGUUGGCAGCAAGCCGCAUGCGUACCUCAAGUAUGUGCAUACCGACCCGGCGCACCAGCGCCGAGGGGCCGGCGCCUUGACAAUGGCGUGGGGCACCAAGGAGGCCGAUGCCAGGGGCCUGCCGGCGUACGUGCAGGCCUCGCCGCAGGGUCAGGGGCUCUACGCCAAGUUUGGCUUCGCGCUCAUCGACACGUACGCCGUGGAUCUCUCCCCAUGGGGCGGGCCGGCGCGCGACGAGACGGCCAUCAUGAUGAGAUCCGCCGGGGCAGCGCAGCCAUAG
Molecule: messenger RNA, 648 nt
Organism: Cordyceps militaris CM01
Lineage: Eukaryota; Fungi; Ascomycota; Sordariomycetes; Hypocreales; Cordycipitaceae
Product: Acyl-CoA N-acyltransferase
Exons: 2
Coding region: 1-648 (215 amino acids)
Molecular function (GO): acyltransferase activity, transferring groups other than amino-acyl groups
Source: RefSeq, a predicted model, not a curated record